GCUUCUGCUUCACAUUAUUCUUUGCAAUUUCAUCAUGAAGACGUCUCUUGGCCUCUUCAAUGCUCCAGUUCUCUGUCUCCUCUGGCUAACAAAGCAUAAUGUGGACUCAGUCCAGCUGUCGGCUCCAAAGGUGGUGACAGGAGCAUUAGGAGGAUCUGUGACGAUCCCUUGUCAGUAUGACCGUCACUACAGAGACAACUCAAAGUACUGGUGCAAAGGACUGAUAUAUGAGCUGUGUGAAAUAAUUGUGAGAACACCCAAUAGGCAGCGAAACGACCGAAGCUCCAUUGUAGAUGAUAAGGACGCAGGAGUCUUCACUGUCAUUAUGACUUCUCUCUUAGAGAGUGAUAACGAUAAGUACUGGUGUGUCAUCUCCAGAUCUGGAAGGAACAUCUUCUCUGGUGUCAAGCUCUCCGUCUCCCACACAGCAGCAACCACCACCACAACAACAACCACCACUAUUCUGGAACAAAAUGAAAUAAGUUAAGGGUCACAGGGGUGCUGGAGCCGAUCUCAGCUGUCAAUGGGCGAAGGCAGGGUACACCGAGGACAGGUCGCCAGUCUGUCGCAGGGCAGACAUAUAUAAAACUCAUCUAUUCAAAUCUGCUUUUAACCUGUGAUACUGGCUCAAAGUAUAU
Messenger RNA from Anoplopoma fimbria (sablefish), 638 nucleotides. RefSeq names its product CMRF35-like molecule 3. The transcript has 4 exons. Bases 35 to 487 code for a protein of 150 amino acids. The record is from RefSeq and is a predicted model, not a curated record. Lineage: Eukaryota; Metazoa; Chordata; Actinopteri; Perciformes; Anoplopomatidae.